AGUUACGAAUGUUUUUACAUUUCAGGUUUCCUUUCUAGUUGUCUUGUCUGUGUUGUUUAAGUAGAAUAUAAAACGUAGGUGACUUUGGGGACGUACGUAGGAACAGUGCUGGAUGUUAAGAUGUUAUCCCCUAAUUAGCUAGUGCUCUUGUAUGUUGUGUUGUAUGAGUCGUUUCGAUGUUCUUGAGUCAGAGCUGUAAACUGCGAAAUCAGAUUGUGUGUGUAGCUUUUCGCUGAUCAUUUGAAAAUUCUGAGAUGCAUCAUCUGAGACUGUGUGUCUCAGAAGGUGGAGAAUAUAGACUUGACAGCAGCAGCUUAUUAGAUGGAUCACCAACCUGGAAGAGUUUCAGUCCACAGGGAAGGGAUGCCUUGUUUAAAAUGUGACCCAGGACCUGAAAUAUAAAGGUUGGUGCUAGUCUCAUUUUAGAUGGCAUCAUGGUUGAAUAACAAUAUGGCAGAACAAAAAGGUGAACUUUGUGUGACUCUUGAUGCUGGUGAAGCUGCGGAUGAGGAUUGUGAUUUGCCUUCAGAUGAUUUAUCUCUCAGUGACUCUGAUCCAGAAGACAAAGUAUUCCUUAAUGAACCCGAGGUCAGUGAUAUCUCUUCCAAAGAGUUUCCUUUGGGUGUUACCGACACUGAAGUGAACACUAAAAAUCACAGCAUCCAAGAAGAUGUCAGCACUUCAGUAGAACAGCUGCCUUCUGAACUGUUUCAGUUAAAGGGGAUGAGUUCCUCUUUCUCCCUUCGCAGUCGAAAUAUAUUCGAUAAUUUAGAAAGUGCUGCCAAAGGUACUACAUCCCCUUUAAGUGAUGAUGAGGAUACUAGUUUAUUUAAAGUUCCGUACCCCAAAUCUCCUCUGGCAGUACACACAUCAGACAGCGUUACAGAGCGGCAAGGAAAAGUUCCACCUAAACCACUCCAGUCUCUUCCAGAUUAUAUAGAGCACCCUGAACGCUGGACUAAGUACAGCUUAGCAGAUGUUUCUGAAACAAGUGACUUGCAGAAUAGGCAAGUGGCACUGGAAUUCUUGGACAGUUUGAAGAAAUGUAAAGAUGGAACAUUAGGCAGAGAAAGUAUAUCUUAUUCUUUUAAUCAAAAUCAUGGUAAUAAAUCAUCAGAUAAGAUCUUGUUUAAACAGCCAGUUAAAAUGCAGGUGGAUGGUUCCACCACAGGAGAAACCUUGCAAGAGAAGCAGUUGAAGCUGGACAGCCCCUCAAAAUCAGUAAGCCUAAUACACGUAGGCAAAGAUAGUCCUGAGAAGGUAGGACUAGAACAUUUAGUCCAUGUAGAUAAUGAUUCAGAAGAUGGGGCGAAAAGGUCUGAUACCAAAGCAGUGGAGCAACCCUGCAAAAACAUUGAGGUGCCACCUCAUUUGGGAUUUCAUCGCAUCAAAAAGAGCAUUAGAAAGAACAUACGCCCCAAGUCCGACCAAGAAGAUAAUUCCGACUGAAACUUUCAGACUUCAUUGGUCAUUAAUGGUGGGUUUUUAAAUUGUUUUAAAUUUUACUCCAGUAAUUCCUUCUUUUACUGGGUAAGAUCUUAAGAUGUACAGAUGUUGCAGAAUGACUAGACAUAUAACUAUCUUGCAGCACAUGCAGAUAUGAUUAAAA
Molecule: messenger RNA, 1609 nt
Organism: Protopterus annectens (West African lungfish)
Lineage: Eukaryota; Metazoa; Chordata; Ceratodontiformes; Protopteridae
Gene: TSSC4
Product: tumor suppressing subtransferable candidate 4
Exons: 3
Coding region: 427-1449 (340 amino acids)
Source: RefSeq, a predicted model, not a curated record